Candoia aspera is the source of this 2044-nucleotide messenger RNA. RefSeq names its product RNA binding protein with serine rich domain 1 (gene RNPS1). Gene Ontology annotation, cellular component: cytoplasm; nucleoplasm; ASAP complex. The transcript is spliced from 8 exons. The record is from RefSeq and is a predicted model, not a curated record. Gene Ontology annotation, molecular function: RNA binding. Bases 261 to 1184 code for a protein of 307 amino acids. Gene Ontology annotation, biological process: mRNA splicing, via spliceosome. Lineage: Eukaryota; Metazoa; Chordata; Lepidosauria; Squamata; Candoiidae.
CUGAGGAUGUAAGUAGCGGAGAGGUGGUAAUCCGUCGCCAUCUGGUUUCAUCUGGCGCGGGGACGGCCGCGAGGGCGUCGAGGAGCGGUUCACCGAGCCGCCGAGGGGCUUCUCAGCAGGGUCGGCCUCGUGGAUGAGCGCUGCUCUUUGGAGCUUCUUGUACUCGCUUAGGGAUCCGUUUCUCAGAUUCAAGGAGUUAGAAGUGAGCUUUCAGAUAAGUGAGGCCCCCACAGUGCUGCUUUGGGACUCGGAAGGGGAAAAUGGAACUGUCAGGAAUGAAAAAGAAGAGCUUGCUAGCCAUCAAAGAAAAUAAUAAAAAGUCCAGCACUAGGGCUCCCUCUCCGACCAAGCGCAAAGACCGGACCGAAGAAAAAUCCAAGGAUCGGUCCAAGGACAAACCAGCCACAAAGGAGUCUGGCGAAAAGGACCGGGGGCGUGACAAAACCCGCAAAAGACACAGUGCCUCCAGCGGCAGCAGUAGCACCAGGUCUCGGUCGAGCUCCACGUCCAGUUCCGGGUCAAGCUCCAGCACCGGCUCCAGCAGCGGCUCCAGUUCGUCUUCUGCGUCCAGCCGUACCGGGAGCUCGAGCACGUCCCGUAGCUCCAGCUCCAGCAGCUCUUCGGGCUCCCCGAGCCCCUCCCGCCGCAGGCACGACAACCGGAGGCGGUCCCGAUCCAAAUCUAAACCACCCAAGAGAGAUGAAAAAGAACGGAAGAGGAGGAGCCCCUCGCCCAAACCCACCAAAGUUCACGUCGGGAGGCUUACCAGAAACGUAACAAAGGAUCACAUAAUGGAAAUAUUUUCUACUUAUGGAAAGAUCAAAAUGAUUGAUAUGCCAGCAGAUAGACUCAACCCACACCUUUCCAGAGGUUAUGCGUAUGUAGAGUUUGAGAAUCCUGAUGAUGCUGAAAAGGCACUGAAACACAUGGAUGGAGGGCAGAUUGACGGGCAAGAGAUCACCGCCACAGCUGUCUUAGCUCCUCGGCCAAGACCUCUUCCCAGACGUUUCACCCCUCCCAGAAGGAUGUUGCUGCCACCGCCCAUGUGGCGGCGAUCACCACCACGCAUGAGGAGAAGAUCCAGAUCUCCCAGGCGCAGAUCCCCAGUUCGCAGGCGAUCCAGAUCCAGAUCUCCAGGCCGGAGGCGUCACCGCAGUCGAUCCAGUUCCAAUUCUUCUCGAUAAAACACAGGACUCAGCAGCUUUGUUCUUUAAGUUAAAAGCGCACCCAUUUAAAAUGGUACCUUUUUUUAAAAAAAAAGGAAAGAAUGACAAUAGAGCGAAGGGACAGUUGAGAAAUUAUAAAAAAUAGCUAAGAAUCUUGGAUCUGAUAGGGCAGAGAUGUUUCUUCGAUUUUGACAUUCUCAACGGUAAUUUGUUCUUUUAGACAUAAAUCUUUACAAAUCCAAGAAAAUACAGUAUGUUUUUUUCUCAGAUAUGCCAAAAUGGCUCGGAAGUAUGUCUCAAAAGUCAAAAUGUCUUCAUCCCCUUUCACCUAGCCCAGUAAAUUUUCAUACCCCCACUUUUUUUCUGAUUCCUCCUGCCAACCCAAAAUUCUAUUUUGGCUAUUGCAGUGUUGGAUAUUGAGCCUGUGACACAUUGAAAAUACCCGUUAAAUUCUUGUUAGCGAUACAGGAAAGAUCCCAUUUUGUAAUCUGUUGCUCACUUGAACCCAACCCAAUAACUGGGCUGAGGGGGACACUAAUUGUAAGACCUCCUUUUGCCAAAAACGAAUUACUCAAUUUGCCCAGUUCCUCACAAGAAUUUGGCGACCCUUUUGCAUUUUAGAAGAUGUGCAGAACGCACAAGCGGAACAUUUUUAUUUUCCUGAUCGCGUUUUUUGGGGGGUGGGGGUGGAGUGAGGAUUUUGUGACUGGAAAAAGCACGAUCCAUUUUCUAAAAGGCCAGAGAAUUCUCAGCCUGUUGUACAGUCAUUACUAUAAAGUUUGAUUUUUGUAUAACUUGGUAGCAUCUUGUAGUCACGUUGUGUUUGUACUUGUGUAGAAUGACAAGAUUAAAUAAACCAAUAAGGUUUAGGGUGUGAA